Messenger RNA from Hemisphaericaspora subhashii, 948 nucleotides. RefSeq names its product spermine synthase. Lineage: Eukaryota; Fungi; Ascomycota; Pichiomycetes; Serinales; Debaryomycetaceae. Gene Ontology annotation, molecular function: spermidine synthase activity. Gene Ontology annotation, biological process: spermidine biosynthetic process. The transcript has a single exon. The record is from RefSeq and is a predicted model, not a curated record. Bases 1 to 948 code for a protein of 315 amino acids. Gene Ontology annotation, cellular component: cytosol.
AUGCCAUCAGAAUUAAAUAAUAUGACAACCAUAGAGUUAGCGAAGUUUACCCAUCCUUCUAUCUCCAAACAUCAUGAUAAACUUUGGUUUCAUGAGAUUUCCGAAUCUUCCUUUCCAGGGCAAUCAUUCGCUUUAGAAGUCAAAGAAAUUUUAUAUCAUACCAAAACUCUAUAUCAAGAUAUCUUGAUCUUUGAAUCAGCUACUUUUGGUAAUGUUCUUGUCUUAAAUGGUAUUAUUCAAUGUACUGAGCGCGAUGAGUUUGCAUAUCAGGAGUUGAUUACUCAUGUUCCAAUCAUGUCGCAUCCAAACCCUCGAAAAGUGCUAGUUAUAGGUGGAGGUGAUUGCGGUGUUAUCAGAGAGUUGAUUAAGCAUGUUGAAGAUGAGACUAUUGAAGAAAUCACUAUGGUUGAAAUAGAUGAUAUGGUUAUCAAAUUACUGGCUAAAUACUUACCGGAGAUGGCUAAAUAUCAUAAUCAUCCAAAGUUGAAUUUGAUUAUAGAUGAUGGAUUUAAGUUUCUAAAAGAAACCACUGAAAAGUUUGAUGUUAUAAUUACUGAUUCUUCCGAUCCUGAAGGUCCAGCUGAAGAAUUCUUUCAAAUAAAUUAUUUCAAUCUUUUAAAUAAUACAUUGAACAAGAAUGGUAUUGUCAUUAUGCAAUCACUGGAAAAUAUUUGGCUUAAUUUACCUUAUUUAAAGGAUUUACUUUUAAAAGCCAAAACUGUCUUUAAAAAUGUCGAAUAUUGUCAAUGUUAUAUGCCAAGUUAUACAUCUGGUCAAUUAGGAUUGGUGGUUGCAACCAUGAAUAAAGAUACCGACUUAAGAUCCCCAGUAAGAAAGUUUACUAAAGAAAAGGAAUCAAAACUAUUUAAAUAUUAUAGUCAGCAAAUUCAUUCAAGUUCGUUUGUACUACCAACUUGGGCUGAUAAUUAUUUGAAUGAAAGUACAUAG